This is a messenger RNA of Cuscuta europaea, 958 nucleotides long. NCBI's taxonomy places the organism in Eukaryota, Viridiplantae, Streptophyta, Magnoliopsida, Solanales, Convolvulaceae. The record is from the annotation of a GenBank genome assembly.
CCCAACUCUGUCUUCUUUACUUUGUUUCCUAUCAUCUUCUUCCUCGCAGGAUCCGGUUACCCUUUCUUCUAUGGCUACUUUACUUUCCAACCAGCUCCAGAAUCAGUUGCAUCCUUGCUACCGGAGAUCAAAGAAGACUUCGCAUCGUUGCUGCCGGAGUGGAGAGGUUGGUUCGACCUUCACAGCCGUCGGACAGGGGGGCCUUCAAUGGUUCCGGGGAGAAGUUUGUGUUGGAUGAUGCCGAGAUCUGGUCAGCUACUGGUUCUAUCUUCUCCGGUGAUUGCAAGAGAGAUUUUUUUUAAUAUUAUAUUUUUGUUUUAUUUCAUCCUCAAAAGACGCCCCAAAGACAGAACCGGCAGGUCUGCCGGAGGCCGGACUGAACUUCCGCCGCCCCACCGAUCUCCACUUGUAGAUGCGCCGAAGUCUGGUGCUCCUUCCCCCUUCAGUGUUGUUCUCACCGUCCUCUAUUUAAUUCGUCACCAUCUUCACGACCCCCAAUGCGGAUCCCAUCGUCACAGCAUUGCGGAGCGUGACCAGAUUUCUUGUCCGACUGGCCGGUGAAGAAUUCAAUUGCAACAACCAUGAAGCUUCCUCUAUGUGCAAGCAACAACUAUGAAGCUUCAUCCAUGUGCAAGAAUGACAAAUGGAACUUCCUCAAAGUUUCCUCAUGUUUAAUCCCACCUUCCUCCCACCUUCAUAGUACCUAGUUUUGAUGCUAUAAAUAGAGAGUUUGGAGAGUCUUUCUAUCGUCAAGUAAAUUAGAAUAGAUCAUCAUAGCACAACCAAGAAGAGUUGUGAAUAUCCUUGAGAGAUAUGUGAGGUGUUGUUUUGAGAGUUUUUAAUUAGAGCUUGUAUGUCUCUUCUUUCUAUUCUUGAAAGUAAUAGAAGUGUUUUUCUCUCAUAUUAGCACGAUCCUGUUAUUCCCAACAAGUGGUAUCAGAGUCUGGUUGAGCUUUUG